CCAUUCCACUUAAACAAAUAAAGAAUUUGAUUUUAUUUAUUUAUUUUUUAUUUUUUUAUUUUAAAGUUCCAAUUCUUCCUUAGAAAAGAAAUCGUGUAUAAUCAAUGAAAAUCCUUGAGUAAGAGUUCAAUUUCACCAAACUUCAACAGGAUACCACUGUCUCUAGCUUCAAUUCUCUGUGUGUGUUUGUUCUCUUAUCAGAUCUUCAAUUCUCCAUCUCCUUCUCAAUCAGCAAACCGAAGCUGGAGCAGUUGAAGACAAUUGGUAGGGAGCUCGCAAUGGGCUCCCAAGGAGGAUUCGGACAAUCUAAAGAAUUCCUAGAUCUCGUCAAAUCAAUCGGUGAGGCUCGAUCUAGGUCCGAAGAAGAUCGAAUCGUUCUUCACGAAAUCGAAACCCUAAAACGCCGAAUUAUCGAACCUGAUAUUCCUAAAAGGAAGAUGAAAGAGUUCAUAAUUCGCCUUGUUUAUGUUGAAAUGCUUGGUCAUGAUGCUUCUUUUGGGUACAUUCAUGCUGUUAAAAUGACCCAUGAUGAUAAUAUCCUCCUUAAGCGUACUGGGUACUUAGCUGUUACACUUUUUCUCAAUGAAGAUCAUGAUCUUAUCAUUCUCAUCGUUAAUACUAUCCAGAAAGACUUGAAAUCUGAUAAUUAUCUUGUUGUUUCUGCUGCUUUGAAUGCUGUUUGUCGAUUGAUCAAUGAGGAAACUAUUCCUGCUGUUUUGCCCCAAGUUGUUGACUUACUUAAUCAUCCCAAAGAGGCUGUAAAGAAGAAGGCUGUUAUGGCUUUACACCGCUUUUUCCAGCAAUCUUCUUCUUCUGUUUCUCAUCUCGUCUCCAAUUUUCGCAAGAAGCUUUCUGAUAAUGAUCCCUCAGUCAUGGGUGCCGCACUUUGUCCUUUAUUUGAUCUGAUUACAAUAGAUGCUAAUUCCUAUAAAGAUUUAGUUGGGAGCUUUGUUAGUAUUUUAAAACAAGUAGCAGAAAGAAGAUUGCCGAAAAGCUAUGAUUAUCAUCAGAUGCCUGCUCCGUUCAUUCAGAUUAAGUUGCUCAAAAUUUUGGCAUUACUGGGUAGUGGUGAUAAGCACGCGAGUGAACAAAUGUAUACAGUUCUGGGUGACUUAAUUAGGAAGGCAGAUGCUUCUAGCAACAUAGGAAAUGCUGUCCUUUAUGAAUGUGUGUGCUGUGCAUCAGCUAUACAUCCCAGUGCUAAAUUAUUGGAAGCUGCAGCAGACGCAAUAUCAAAGUUUCUGAAGAGUGAUAGUCAUAAUCUGAAAUACAUGGGCAUUGAUGCCCUUGGUCGAUUGAUCAAGCUAAGCCCAGACGUUGCAGAACAACAUCAACUGGCAGUGAUUGAUUGUUUGGAGGAUCCAGAUGAUUCCCUCAAGCGAAAAACAUUUGAACUACUGUACAAGAUGACCAAGUCCUCUAAUGUUGAAGUUAUUGUAGAUCGUAUGAUCGAUUAUAUGAUAAGUAUUAAUGAUAAUCAUUACAAAACUGAAAUUGCAUCACGGUGUGUUGAACUGGCUGAGCAAUUUGCCCCUAGUAAUCAAUGGUUUAUUCAGACAAUGAACAAGGUAUUUGAGCAUGCAGGUGAUCUGGUAAACAUAAAGGUGGUGCACAAUUUAAUGCGUUUGAUUGCGGAGGGAUUUGGAGAGGAAGAUGAUACUGCUCAUGGUCAGCUGAGAUUAUCUGCUGUCGAGUCAUAUUUGCAAUUUAUUGGUGAGCCAAAGCUGCCAUCUACAUUCCUACAAGUUAUUUGCUGGGUAUUGGGGGAGUAUGGAACCACUUAUGGGAAGUAUUCUGCUUCAUAUAUUACCGGCAAGCUUUGUGAUGUAGCAGAAGCCUAUUCAACUGAUGACACAGUGAAGGCCUAUGCACUUACAGCUCUUAUGAAGAUAUAUGCAUUUGAGAAAGCAGCAGGGAGAAAAGUGGACAUGCUUCCCGAGUGUCAGUCACUGAUAGAAGAAUUGUCAGCCUCCCAUUCAACAGAUUUGCAGCAGCGUGCAUAUGAACUGCAAGCUGUUAUUGGUUUGGAUUCUCAAGCUGUUGAAAGUAUACUACCGUUUGAUGCAAGUUGUGAGGACAUUGAGGCUGACAAAAACCUCUCAUUCCUCAAUGGCUAUGUGCAACAAGCUAUUGAAAAUGGAGCUCAACCUUACAUCUCUGAGAAUCAACGUUCUGGAAUACAUAGUAUCAGCAACUUUUUAAGCCAAACUCAAAAUGAGCCAUCCUCUCAUGGACUUAGGUUUGAAGCUUAUGAGCGUCCGAAGCCUAUAGAGCAGCCGAAGCCUACUCAGGCUUCACAUUUGCCUUCAACAGAACUUGUCUCUGUGCCAGAGCCAUCGUAUACCAGAGAGAUCCACCAGGUUGCAUUGGUGAGACCAUCAGGUGAUUCUGGAGCCAAUGAGAUCAAGCUACGGCUUGAUGGGGUCCAAAAGAAAUGGGGAAAGCCAAAUUAUUCAUCUACACCUACUUCAAGCUCUUCUCAGAAUUUUAAUGGUUUUUCACAACAUGACACUGGUGCUGCCAGUGCCAGCUCAAAACCCCGGGAUAGUUCCAGCAAAAAACAGCAAGUGGAAAUUGAUCCAGAGAAACAGAAACUUGCUGCUUCACUGUUUGGAGGUAUUUCAAAAACAGAGAAAAGGCCUUCUGCAACCACCCAUAAACCUACCAAAACAUCUAGUCAUGUCGAGAAAUCCCUAGAAAUGAAAUCAGCAAUAGUGAUGACUUCACCAGAAAUUCCUCCACCUGACUUGCUCGAUUUUGGUGAACAAGAUAACACAGCUAGCUCUUCAUCCACAAUUGAUCCUUUUACACAGUUGGAAGGUCUUCUCGAGCAAAACCCAGGUGCAUCUCCAAAUAAUUCUAGCUCCGUCAUUUCUACCAAAGACUCUGAUCUUAUGUCUCUUUAUGGUGAUAUUCCGACGAACACACAAUCUGGUUUUGCUGAUAUUCUUAGCAGAGACGAUAACCUUUUAUCUGGGUCAUCUAAUGCCACCAAUAAGAAUAAUCAUGCCCUACAAUCGCAAGAAAGCAAGGGCCCUAAUCUGAAGGAUGCAUUGCAAAAGGAUGCCUUGGUCAGGCAGAUGGGUGUUACCCCGGCUAGCCAA
Molecule: messenger RNA, 3104 nt
Organism: Amaranthus tricolor (Joseph's coat)
Lineage: Eukaryota; Viridiplantae; Streptophyta; Magnoliopsida; Caryophyllales; Amaranthaceae
Product: AP-4 complex subunit epsilon-like
Exons: 11
Biological process (GO): intracellular protein transport; receptor-mediated endocytosis
Cellular component (GO): AP-4 adaptor complex; membrane coat
Molecular function (GO): cargo adaptor activity
Source: RefSeq, a predicted model, not a curated record